Oldenlandia corymbosa var. corymbosa is the source of this 828-nucleotide messenger RNA. NCBI's taxonomy places the organism in Eukaryota, Viridiplantae, Streptophyta, Magnoliopsida, Gentianales, Rubiaceae. The record is from the annotation of a GenBank genome assembly.
AUGUUGAAUCUGUUAGCUGCCAUUGUUGUGCUACUAUUACUAAAUGAUUAUAACCCAGUACUCCGGCCGGUGCUCUGUUCUUGCCGGAGCUCCUGCAAUGGCAUUCCGAUCAAGUACCCAUUCGGCAUUGACGACGGAGGAGGAGAGACGUUAUUCUUCACCACUCCUUCCGGCAACUACAAAGUCCAAUCCAUAGAUUACUCUGCCAAAACCAUGAACAUUUACGACCCGGGUAUGUCGACUUGCUCCAUCCUUCAACCCCACCAUGACUUCAUCAUGACCGACCUUCAAGCCGCCAUCAUCCCGCCUUCCUCCGACACCAUCUUCGUCCUUGUUAACUGCUCAGUCGAUUCCCCUGUUCUCAACCAUUACAAAUCCCUCUGUUUCGACAACUUCGCCGGCCAUUCCUGUGACGAGCUCUACACCUCUUCUCCGCCGCCGUGCUGCUUUACGGGUUAUGAUACAGUGAGAUACAUGAGUAUGAAUAUAUUGGAUUGUACCCAUUACACGAGUGUUUACAAUACAGAGGAUGGUCAAUUAAAGGGAGUGGAUCCGCAGGAUUGGACGUACGGGAUGAAGCUCUCGUACGGGACGCCGCCGGAGACGGGAUGUGGCCGGUGUGAGAAGUCCGGAGGGGUUUGUGGGUUUGACGUGGAGACUCAGGGGAUGACCUGCAUUUGUAACAUGGCCCUCAAUGCCACCAGAGACUGUGCUCCUGGAACUACUCAAUCGAAGGCUGCCGGAGGAAUGAUUCAAUGGCCAAUGUCUCUGUUUUUAACAACAUUUGUUACAAUCUCAAUUACGUUUAGGCCAUUGUUAUUUACGUAG